Staurois parvus is the source of this 377-nucleotide messenger RNA. The record is from the annotation of a GenBank genome assembly. Lineage: Eukaryota; Metazoa; Chordata; Amphibia; Anura; Ranidae.
UACACUAUAUUGCCAAAAGUAUUGGGACACCCCUCCAAAUCAUUGGAUUCAGGUGUUCCAAUCACCUCCAUGGCCACCUAGGCAUGCAGACUGCUUCUACAAACAUUUGUGAAAGAAUGGGUUGCUCUCAGGAACUCAGUGAAUUCAAGCGUGGAACCAUGACAGGUUGCCACCUGAGCAAUAAGUCCAUCCGUGAAAUUUCCUUGCUACUAAAUAUUCCAUGGUCAACUGUUAGUGGUAUUAUAACAAAUUGGAAGCAACUGGGAACAACAGCAACUCAGCCACAAAGUGGUAGACCACGUAAAAUUACAGAGCUGGGUCCACGCAUGCUGAAGCGCACAGUGCGCAGCAGCCACCAACUGUCUGCAGAGUCAAUA